This is a messenger RNA of Dermacentor silvarum, 438 nucleotides long. RefSeq lists its product as uncharacterized. Bases 115 to 438 code for a protein of 107 amino acids. The transcript is spliced from 2 exons. NCBI's taxonomy places the organism in Eukaryota, Metazoa, Arthropoda, Arachnida, Ixodida, Ixodidae. The record is from RefSeq and is a predicted model, not a curated record.
CGCCCAAAGCGCAAGCACUUUCGCAAGAACGAUGAUUUGUGCUUUCUGCGUGAAGUGGUCGCAGUUAAUCCCUUCGGAGAUCCACACUCGUGGGAGGACGUUUAAAAAAAUGUCAUGGCAGCUAAAAACCGGGAGCUCACGCUGCGAGCCAUAAGAGAGCGCGUGGAGCUGCUUCUGGGAUAUUUCCGGCGGGAAAACACGGCCAACCUCCGCAGGUCUGGAUUCGAACAGUACGAAGAGCUGCAGCAGCUGCUGCAAGAAGUAUCCGACCUAAGUAUCCGAAGUAUCUGCAAGAAGUAUCCGAAGUAUCCGACCUGGCCCGUGAACACGGCUACGAGCCUCGGACCAAGCCGAGAAAAGGAAAUGGGCCGGCGGGGAAGCAGGCUAGGCAUGCUCCACGGUCAGCCGCUGCCGAACUGCGCGUCGAGCAGCAACUGA